Molecule: messenger RNA, 363 nt
Organism: Laetiporus sulphureus 93-53
Lineage: Eukaryota; Fungi; Basidiomycota; Agaricomycetes; Polyporales; Laetiporaceae
Exons: 2
Coding region: 1-363 (120 amino acids)
Source: RefSeq, a predicted model, not a curated record
AUGAACAUAUCACAGUGCUGGCAGCCGACUGAUGACAAGUAUGUCGAAACAGCCAAGUACAUUGCAAUGUGCACAUAUCACUGUGCAUUGGACAAUCUACAGCAGCUUGUUGUGCAGUGGCUGUUUGAGCUGCACAAGCUGAAUCUAUCUCAGACAGCCUAUCAUGCUCACACGCACAUUGCGAAGUCUUUGCAAGCUCGCUGCAAUGCCAUAUGGCAUGCUGUCAAGGCAUACAAUACUGCCAGACUCACAAUCGAUCCUCCACACCUGACACUGGAUUGGUCGAAGACAUCACAUUAUAGUUUCCUUGAUGAGUUUACUCUGUUACAGGACACACAGAACAAUGUUCAUGAUAGGCCAUAG